This is a messenger RNA of Seminavis robusta, 1511 nucleotides long. Lineage: Eukaryota; Bacillariophyta; Bacillariophyceae; Naviculales; Naviculaceae. The record is from the annotation of a GenBank genome assembly.
CUCAUUUUUCGUUUUGGUUGGAGUUGAUUUGUUGCAACGGCUGGGCAACAAAACAAAGAUGAAGCUCUUCAAGUCCUUUAGUAGAACUACUAUCACUACUAGAAGUAGUCUUCUACCUUGGCCUUUUGGUAUUAUCUUACUGGCAACCUUGCAGAUUGGUUCCACUUUGGCGUUCUCCAGAAGAUACCCUUCCAUUCCCGCGCAUCUUGACCAAUGCCAAACACUAUUAUCCACCAGAGUUCAUCCAUUUCCCACGCAUCCCAAAUGCAGACCACCACUACUUUCCACUGCUUCCGAUGCACUCUUGGAGGCCAUCCAAUCUGAUCCUCAAGAUGAAGCUCAAAUAGCAUCUUGUAUAGAAGACCUGGAAGCAGCCAAUCCACUGCCCCCAAUAGAAGAAGAUGCCAAAAAGGAGGAUUUCGAUCCCCUCCUGGGACUCUACGAGGUUUCUUUUGUCAAAACCAAGCGACCCAAGGAUAACCCUGUGGGUGGAAAAUGGACUCGAAAAACUGGAAUUGCUCAAAAGCUACUACGGACGAGACGAUCCUUUCAACAUUUGGUACCCACCAAUUCGACUGGUCUAACCAAGACGUUUUCGGCAGUGGGGGAGGCCAUCAAUGUCAUUUCCUUGGAAGCUUUUGCGGGGAUUCUACGUAUUUCGGUCAUUCUGAGAGGUGAUGCCAUACCACUAACUCUGGCAGAACGAUCCAACACAACGCGGGUCGUUCAACCGUUGACACCCCUGGCGGUCAAGGCCUUGUUUGAUUCUCCUCGCAUUUUCAUUGGCAGAACAGGACGAAUUGCACUCAGCGUUGGACCCAAAACUAGUGUCCUACUGGAUUGCUUGUUUUGUGAUGACAACAUUAGACUGGGAAUGGGAGGAACGUCGGGAAGCCGAUUUGUCUUCAAGAGAUGCUCGUCAGAUGAUGAAGAAGCCAAUGAGUUUCAGGCGUUGCUGCAGAAACCUUUGCCAAAAAGGUACAAGUCGUUUCUCAGUUUAGGAGGAAUUGCUGCACUGGGCGUAUUGGGAGUGGCUCGUGGAUUCUUGAGAAUCCUCAGUGGGACUGUAGCUGCCAUUGCACUCAGCAUGGCGGCGCUGAUUGCCUUUUCGGGCGGUGGCAUUGAGCAAGGCGACAUGGGAGUUACCAUGGCCAAAGAAGAAAAAGCCAAGGCUAACUGACUGAACCAAAAAAAUUCAAUGGUUUCGUUGGAGGAGAGAAUAUGGACUUGCUAAACGACAAAGCGCCUACUCAGAAAUUCAGGUAUUAGGCACUUCCGAAAGACCUUUAGGGUGAUUGGGAGCUCUGUUCUCUCCUAAAAGCCAUGACCCAGGGAUAUCCCAGUGCUUCUCGUCCAAACUAGUUUGGAAUUGGGUCUCUGAUGCAAGAAAGCUGAGCGAAGAGGCAAUAGACCAUACAUCUAGCAAUCAACACCGUAAGCACUGCCGGACGUAACCAACCAGCUUGAUACAUACAUAUACGUAUUCUGCUUUCAGUCUUGUUCUCUAGAGU